Messenger RNA from Paramecium octaurelia, 8589 nucleotides. NCBI's taxonomy places the organism in Eukaryota, Ciliophora, Oligohymenophorea, Peniculida, Parameciidae. The record is from the annotation of a GenBank genome assembly.
AUGAGUAGAGAAUUAUAAAAUAUGAAGCUUUUACUUUCUGAAAUAGAGAAAAUAUAGACAAUUUAAACUUAUUAAUAAUAUGAACCCAUUGUAUAAGCUUUGUUAGGGGUGCAGUAAUAUAUGAAUGAGAGCAAAACAAGUGAGGCAGGCCAAUACGUCCCUGAAUUAGUGAGCAUGAGUAUUAGUCAUAUCAUGAAUCACAUGCACUAUCCAGAUUAAAUUCUAAUAAUGGUGGAGAAGUUCAUAAAGUCUGUGCUUUUGUACAUCAAUAAAAACAUUUUUGAUGAGAAGAUAAGUAUAAUAUUUUGUAAAAUAAUGGAUCCGAAUAGUAUGAUCUAUUAAAAUAAUGAUCUAUCAACUAAUUGGCAUGAUUAAGUAACAAUCUUCUAUUUAAAAAUAGUUUAUUGCAUACUCCUAUGCCAAAAAUAAUGAGUAUAAAUAAUUCGUUGACAAUCUCAAAGAAGACACCUAUAUAGAUUGUAUUCGCAGUUGUCAAACUACAAAUCGAUUGAAUUGGAAUAGAGCUAUAGUAGAGAAAAAAUAGGAAGAUCUUGUGAUUGUAAGAUUUUUAAACGAGAAGCCAAAUUAAUAAAUCUUUAACAUAAAGAGUGGGUAUUUGAUGCCCUAUAAAACUCGUUCACUACGCUUGGAUUCCAUGUUUAAUUUGUAAGAGAAACAGGCAGUUUUAGCAACUCAAAACGACAAGUGGAUUUUAAGUACUAUUGUUAAUAGAAUUGAGACUUCACAUAUUGAAAAUGUUAUAACUUAUACAAUUAGAUUCCACUUUUAAUCUAUUUUAGAUGAAAGCAAAGAGAAUGAAAAGAAUUACAAGGGGUAAAGCAGAUAUCAUGAUGAACAAUUAACUGCAUGUAGUCCUAGAUUAGCAUUGUGUGGGGAUCAUAUACCCAGAAAAAGUAAUUCAAAUGAAUAAUUUAUUGAUGAUUCAUAUGACAUACUCUAUGAAUAGGAUUAUCAAACCAAAAAGUUCUAUGCUAUCUUAAGACCUAGAUAUUCAUAGAGUUCACUUUUAAUUAGAUUAAUAAAUUAUUUUGGAUCUCUUGGUGGUUUUGACCAGAUUCUAGCUGUGUAAUCAGUUGAUAUAUUGGCAAAUUAUAUGCAUGGAUUGGGUAAUAUACAUGCUUAAAUGUAUCGAUACUUUUGUUAAGAAUAUGUUCCUUAGUUAUAAGCAUUAAGAUAAGCUAUUCUUCAUCCUGAUGAGUAAUCCUUUCGCAAUAUGGGCAGAGAGAAAAUUAAUUUAAUUAUUUAAGCAUAUAGAUUACUUCUAGAUAGGAUAAUGACAGAUGAUUAGAGAAAAGAAUGGUUGCAAAGUCUGGGAUUAGAAUUUGUUUAGAUUUGUUUUAAUGGCAAAUUUUUAGAUAAAAAAAUAAUUGGACUUAAAUUAUUGACAGAUCUUUUAAAGUAGGCAGAUCAAGAUAAAUCUCCAGAGUUCAUUUUAGAAUGGAUAGAAAGACAAGGAAUUUUUGAAUCUCUAUUUCAUCAUAGUACUCAUUUGUAAUUAUUGGAAAGAACUAAAGAUCUGAUCAAAAUCUAUUUAACUAUUGAUGGUGCAUUUAAUCUGAAAUACUUGUCAAUAGUUUGGGAUCUCAUGUAAUCCAAUGAUAAGGAAGUAAGAUCUAUCAUUUUUAAACUAUUUAAUGAUAUUGCUACUUUUAUGUCUGAUUAUUAGGCCUAAUACUUUCUUGAAUAAAUCAAAAAAUUAAGUAAAGAUCUGAUUUUGAUUGAACAUGUCCAAUUACUUUGUAAAAUGAAUAAAAAUCGAAUCAAUUAACAAUAUCUUUUUAGUUAAGUAAUUGAGAUUUUAUGGGAUAUCAUCGAAUAUGUUGGGUAAUAAGGCAAAACAAUAUUAGAGGAUCAAUCAAGAACACACUUUAUUGAAUUGAUAUAAUUUCUCAAUGACAAAGACAUCAAACGAUAAAUGAUCCAAAAGUUGAUUGCUAACAUCAAACAAUAAAAGGUUGAAAGUUCCUCUUUAAAAGUACUUUAAUAAAUUAUUUCUACAUUUCUGCCUUAAUAAAAACUACAACAGUGUAAGUAUAGAUUUCAGCAAACAGACGAAAACAACCCUCUUCAAAAUGCGAAAAAUAACUUUGCAGAUUAGAAAUAAGGUUAUGAUUUAUAUGAGGAAUUUAUUAAAGGAUUGAUUCAAUAAUAAAAGGUUCAUCAUACAUUGAGAGAGAGCAUUGAUAAUUUAUAUAGUUAAAAUCUUGGAAUCAAUCCAGAUGAUCCCAAUGAAACAACUCUUUAUAUCAAUAAAUUAUAAGAAAGACUUAACCUAAUCCAAACUUUAAUUAUGAUUUAUGGAACAGCUGCUGAUAUGAUUGAUUAAUAAUUUUUAGAUUUAAUCUGGAAUAAACACAUUUUAAAACCUGUUUGCAAAUUGGAAGGUGAAAUAGUCAGUUGUUGGCUACGUGAUUUGAUUGAAAAAGAUGAAUGUUUCAGUUCUAUGCAACUCAGCCAUUUCUACCAACGAUUGCUCAGAUCAGAUUCUCACCUUAAUGAAAAUGCUUUUAAAUGUUUUAAAUUGAUCCUUUAUUAUGUAAAUUAAAAAGAAUAUAGAAUAUAAAGGCAGUCCCUAAUAUUGAAUCAAAUUUGUGAUGAAUAUGGAAAUUUAUUGAGCACUACAAAUGCGAACAAUCAAGAAAAAGAUGAACAGAUGGAUUUUUAAAUAAUGGUGGAUGUAAAGGAAAUUCUAGGCAUAUAAUAUUUGUGGCAUAUUGUUCUCAAUUCCUCAUUAGAUUCAGCCAUAAAAUUGUUAGUUAAAUUGAAUUUGUCUUAAUAGGAAUAAUUCAUAUAAUAAAUCCUUGAUAAAAUGAAAUCUUAAGAUGAACAAACAAUUCUAAGAUGCUUUGAUAUAUUAAGAGAAUUAUUGAAUGAAACAGAAAAAUAUGGUAUAGGUCAAUUAUUGUCUUUGGAUGGGUUAGUAAAGGGAGAAUAAUUUAAAAUAAACAUUAAUAAUGAUAUAGGUAAUGCAUAAUAAUCCAAUAAUGUAACCAUAACUGUUCAUUAAAGUUUAACAAUAUUUGAAUUACGAAAACUAAUUGCUUAGGAAAUUAAAACCAGCUGGGAGUAAAUUAAAUUGUUUAGAAAUGGUAUUGUUAUUUAAGAGACGGAAAAUGGAAAAACACUCAAAUAACUAUCCAUUAAAAAGAGCGAUUUCCUUAAAGUAGGCAAAAGAAACACGAAACCAAUACCCAAAGUACCUCUAACUGAAGAUAACAAACUAUCCCCUAUGUUUUUGAAAGUCAUAAAGGAUCUCUUCAAUUAGUAUUCUACAAAUGAAAGGAUGAGCCUAGAUCAGUUUGCUUAAUUUGCAGUCAAAUCUUCAAAGAGUGAGAGUAUAAAGUAGGAUGAAAAGAUCUAUCAAAUCUUUGGCUAAUAUAGUAAUUAGGGAGAAUAUCUUACAUUGGAAAAUUUGAUUGCAUUCUUUUAGAAUUGUUGUUUAUAGUAGUAGAAUUAAUAAGUGGUAUGGUAGAAUUUAUAUGCAUUCGGAUAUAGGAAUGAUCUCUCUCUGAUGAAUACAGAUGAUAUUAGAUUUGACCAAUCGAAGCUACCUCGUCAUUAUUUGGCUCAAAAUUAACAGUUUUAUUAAUUAACUCGUAUUUUGAUGGCAGACACUAAUAAAGUAGCUUAAGAAUGCUGGAAGCUUUUGUGUUCUUUACCUAUUUUUGGAGCUGCUAAAGAGAGACUCCUCAAUUUUGAAGAUCUCUCAUAAGACACCUCUUUUUAAUUAAUUUAUUCUUUGAAGAUCAUAGAAUACCUUCUUUAAAAUUAGGAAUAUUGUCGACAUUUUAUCAUAAAGUAAGGCUUCAUGUAGUUAUAAUCUAUAUUGAAUAAUUUACAAAAUCAAGACGGUGUUAUUAGGAAACUAGGGUAACUUACAAUUCUCAAUAUCUUUACGAAAUACAUUGCAGCCUAAUUUCGAUCUAAGUUUAAUAAAAUCUUUGAGAUUCAAUAACAUGUAAAAUAGCCACUCUCAGUUUCCUUAGAUCUCAUAGGUUAAUUACUUUAAGGUAAAUGCUAAGUAUUAGACAAUAAGGCCUGGCAGAAAGUGAAGGAGAGUUAAGAAUUCUUAGAACUGGCUAAGUAAAUAUCAGAUUUGGAUAUCAAAUUAGAUUACGCAAAUUUAUUGAAGUAUUUGAUUAACACACCUCUCGAUAUCAAUGAAGAUAGAUAACUCAUUGAAUAUUUUCUUGUACUAAUUACUACAUUAAUUGGAUUUAAUUUAGAUAAUUGCACAAAUUUCUUUAUCUAAGAGAUCAACUAAAUUAAGUAGAGAUACAAGUAAUUGCUGUUUGCUCCUAAAUAGUUGCUGAUUAGAAAAUUCACUAUUAACUCAUUAUAUCUAAUAUACAGAUGUUAAAAAACAAUCUUAAAUAAGAUUAUAAUUCAAAUGUUAAAGGACAUAUUUCCACCCUUAGAGAACAAGGACUCUCAAUGUUACUUCGAUCUAUUGGCCAAAUUAAUACUGGAAGAAAAACAUAGUGACAAAGAAUUAGCUAAUACUAUUAUCUUAAAAUUGUACGACUAUGAACCAAAUGAAUCAAGAGUAACUUUUUCAGCUGAUAAAACUUAUAUAGGUUUACUUUCGAUAUUAGAAAGUUUGUGUACUGUAGACUCUUCUAUUUUAACAACUUAAUUGAUAAGGUAUUUAUACGCAGUACAUUUAUUUUACUUUAAAUUGAUCCAAUUUCAAUUGAAAUCAGAUAAACAAAUUUCUUAAAAUUAUGUCAAGAGCAAAUCACCAGAGAGCAGAAAGAUUGUCUAUCGUCUGAUCAUACAACAUCUAAAAUAGAAUUUUAACUUAGACCUUAUUGAUUUGUAAACGGUAUUAAAGUAGAUUGGAUUGUAUGAGAGUUUUGAAGUAAAACUCAUGCCAAAAAGUAGUCAUGGAUAUGUGGGUAUCAGAAAUUUGGGUUGCAUAUGCUUCAUGAAUGCAAUGAUGCAAUAAUUCUUUAUGACUCCUGAAUUUAGAUACUGUAUGUUGAGGGCUGAAGAUGGAGUCGAUGAAAAUAUUAUCCAACACAAGGAUAAUCAAGGGUUUUAUUACCAGAUAGACGAUAACCCUUUUCAUCAGUUCUAAAAGAUGUUGGCUUCCUUGGAUUUAAGUGAUAGGGCUGAUUUUAAUCCUUAUUAAUUUUGCUUAACUUACAAGGAUUACUAAAAUUAACCUCUCAAUGUUUCAAUGUAAUAGGAUGCCUAAGAGUUUUUGAAUCAAUUUUUUGAUCGCCUUGACAAUUAAUUGAAGGGCAAAGGUUGGUAGUAGUUUAUCGAGGCCAUCUAUGGUGGAUAUCUAUGUAGUUAGAUGAUUUGCAAUGGGUGUUAGACAAAAAGAGAAAAGUUUGAUUUAUUCUACACUUUGUCUUUGAAAGUCAAGGAUGUUAAAUCCCUCUAUGAAUCUUUUGAAAGUAUGAUUUAAGGAGAAGUGAUUAAAGAUUACAAAUGCGAACAAUGUCAAUAGAAAAAUGAUUUAAUUAAAAGAUAAUGUCUAUCAAAGUUACCAAAUGUGUUGAUCGUGCACUUAUAAAGGAUAGUAUUCAAUUUGGAUUUAUAUAUGAAUGAAAAACUGAGUUCCCAUUUAGAAUUUCCGCAUCUAUUGAAUCUUUCAAAAUACACAAGAGAAGCUUUGUCAGAUUUAGAAUUCAAACAAGAUUCAUAUUAUUAAUAUAAAUUAAAAGGAGUAGUUGUUCACCAGGGCACUGCUGAAUGUGGUCACUAUUAUAGUUUAAUAAAUACGAAGGACGAUAAAUGGUUAAAAUUUAAUGAUUCAGUGAUUGAAGAAUUUGAUAUCAAUCUAUUGUCAUAUGAAUGCUUUGGAGGGAAAUAGAGCGAAAUUAGACAAGGAUUUCAACCUAUGGGUAGCACUAAUGCCUAUAUUUUGGUUUAUGAAAGAACUUAGAAGGAGACAGUUGAACUCAAGUUUUGUAAUUAAAAAUAAAAAUAAGAGAUCAUGUCAAAGUUUGAGUGCGAAUUGGAACAAAACUCGAAUUUGGUUGUUAAGAUGAAUUAUUAAACAAUGGCUAAGUAAUUUAUAUCAGAAGCUUUGUAUGGGGAGAUUUAGUAUGACAAUCAUAAAUUCAUGAUGGAGAGACACAUUUAUUCAGAUGAAUUCUUUAGAUUUGUAAAGGAAAUAGCAGAGGCCUAUCCAUUUCCUCCUUAGUAUUAGUUAAUUACUAAUAUUGAUCAAAUGCCAGAAUAUUAUGGGAUCUAUAGCAAUUAUUAAGAAGUUUAGAAUGGUGAAUAGGCAGCUGAUCUAUUAUCGAAUCUAACUUAUAUUACAAUAGAAUUGUUAUGUAGAGCAUCUGAUCAUGCAUCAAUAAAAGAUUACGUACUGGUCAUAAUUAAUCUUAUAAAUAUAAUUCCAACUAGAAUAUUUUCAAUAUUUUAAUCGAUGAUUAUUAAUAGGUAGAAUAGAGUAUUUGAAGUUUUAUUAUGUGCUCCAAAUUAUUAAGUUCGCUAAGCAAUCUAAUAAAUAUUGCUUCAUUAUAUCAAUGUGAUUAGUUACAUUCACGCUUUUAUGUUAAAUACUUCACUACUUUUUCAAUACGAUUAAGAUAAUUCUGAGGAUUAAUGUGAGCGAUUCAUUGUUCAUUUUCUAAUCAAUCUCUUAUAGAAGUUAUAAAAUGAUGUAGCAAAGAAUGCAUCGAAGUUUUCUUAAUAUUUCAACUUUUGGAAACUAUUUGUUUUAUCCAAUCAGAUUAAUGUAUUCUUUGCUAAUUCGAUAGAAUUAGUAGCAAUAUUGGCUGAUUUCUUUAUGGAGAAACAAUCUCCAAGAGGUUUAGAAAACAAUUAAUGCUAUGAAUUUUUAUAUGAUUAGAAAAUUCCAAUUGCUAAUUAGAAUGUAAUUCCAUUUUACAGUCCAUUAUUCUAAUGUAUAGACUAUCUUCUGUAAAAUGAAGACUACCAAUUAACUAAAAACGAUAGAAUGUGUAUAGAAUCCAUUAAUUUUUAUAAGAAAGCCUUAAAAGAAUGCUAAGACUUUGAUACUUUAUAAUCGAUCAUACUAAAAGUAGUGUUUAAUAAUUUAACAUUAUCUAGAGAAAUAAUUGAGAUUCUUUUAGAGGAAAUUCAAAAUGCCAACUAAGAGAAUUUGGGACCAUUCUUAAAAUUGGCAGAAAGCUUAGUAAACAUCAAAGAUAAUAUGUAACCAGAUCGUAUUCAAUGGAUAUUAGGAUAUCCAUAACCAUAUUACUAAGAUAAUUAUUAAACUGGAUGUCCAACUAAUCUAUCAUAAUAAUUUAUUACUUAUUUAACACAAAUUGGAUGUCAAAAUGAAACUAUUUCAAUAUUAAAUUAGUUAUUUUCCAAUCGUAAAGUUUAUCUAAAUUUGGCAAUUUAAAUGAUGAACAUGCUUUUAAGAGUAAUGAAUUCAAAUAAACCAGUUUUUUCAUACGUUAUCCAUUUACCUCCUCCUAGUUAUCUAUAUGCUAAAUAUACAGAUUGGUUUGAAUCAUUUCUAAAUGAAUUUAAAGAGGAUUGCAUCAAAUAUCCAGCAAUGGCAGAUUAAAUAUUCUUCAAUAGAGAAUUAGAACUUUAGUAAACUAUUAAAUAAUGGGAGAUUUUCAAAACAAAUUUCAAUCAAAUGACUCAACUUAGAUUAUAUGAUCCUAUGCAAUCAAAUUAUAUCAUAGGCAACAUAUUGGAAACUGAGACAAAUUAAGGUGAAACUUAAGUAAAUAAUGUAUACUUGGAAACCCAUGAGUCUUUGGUCUAUUAUAUACAUUCAAAUCCUAAUCGUUUUAGUAACAAAGCAUUUCCAUAGGCAAUUCUUAAAGAUAACAUUUAUAUAUAAUCGUCCAAGAUUGAACCCACUUCCAAUAUAUUUUAUAUCUUGAAUAAUGAUGAAUAUUUCUAAUAGAAUGAAGGUUUUCAAUCGAGAGGUUAAGGACCGGCAACAAUUUUACAAGAGAAUCUUGAAAACAUCUAUUCAAAUGAAAUUGGCUACGAGGAACAACAAUAAGUCAAUGAUGAUUUUAUCAAUGAAUUAUGGAACAACAACAAAAAUUCAUAUCAAAAUUAGAAUGUCCUAAGAUAAAAAUAAGUAUUUCAAUAACCUGAACAAGAUAUCAAAUAAGAAUAGUAAUAUGUAGAAUGCAAUUUAUAAAUUCAAGUUGAUCAAUUAUUGAAACGAUUUAUGAUUAACAAUCAGACUGAUUAAACUGUCUUUGUCACAUAUAAAAUUAUUCUCAAACCUGAUUCCCAAAUCAAUUUCAUGUAAGUAUAUAUGAAUAUCUAGAUCGCCUACUUAUGUAUGUAAGAUUAUUCCUCCAUACAGUAUAAGGCAUUUAACAACUAUCAUGAAAACCGUUCCAUUGAUGGAUUGGGGAAAUUUUGAUUUCAAUUUGAGUGUAGUUCUUAGCAAUGAGAAUAAUAAUAAUAACAACUAAAAGCAAUAACCUAAGCAAUAGUAUUAUCAUCAUAUAUUUUAGAGUGUAAACUGCAGCUGAUGCUCAAACUACAGACAAACUAAAUUAAAUGAGUCUACGUGAAGAGAUUUAAUGUCCGUAAUGUACUUUCCUCCAGUCUUCUUUAAAUCACUUUUGUGAAUUGUGCUAAUUCAGUUUAAAGUGA